UACAGAAAAGAAAAGAAGAAAAAAGUUGUUACCCUCCUCAACAAACAAAAAUGGGGAAAUGCCCUGCUUUGUUGAUAUACCUCUCUUCAUUUAUUCUUCUUGUCCUUCAAACACUCCAUGGUGUUAACGCAGUAAAGUGUUUCGGAAGCUCCUUCAACGGCAACGGCAGCUACGCUCAGAAUCGCCAGAAACUCUUCUCUACUCUUGCUGAUAAAGUCGUCACUAACGGCGGAUUCUACAACGCUUCACUCGGCCAAAUUCCCAACAGGGUUUACGCUCUUGCCAUCUGCGCAAGAGGCUACGACCAAGAAGCUUGUUUCAGUUGCGUCCAAUCAUUGGCUCAGGAUACACAAAAAGGAUGUCAACGCCGCAUGGACUCCUUCAUAUGGGGAGGCAAUGACGAUGUUUCUUGUCUAUUACGUUCCUCAAACCACUCAACUUUUGGGAUCCUCCAGCUUGGACCUUCUGUUAUAUGGCCAAAUCAAGAUCUUAUCGAGUCAUCUAAAAACAUGACCCUUUUCCAACAACAGUGGGAAGAAAUGGUUAAUCGGACCCUCGAGGCUACCACUAAAGCUGAAACUUCCUUGGUACUCAAGUACUACAGUGCCGAAAAAGCCGGGUUCACAGAGUUUCCAGAUGUUUACAUGCUGAUGCAAUGCACACCCGACAUAACUUCUCAAGACUGCAGAAAAUGUUUGGGAGAUUGCGUGAUGAAUUAUAGAAAAGAUUAUCUGGAAAGAAAAGGAGGCAUGGCUAGUCUUCCUAGCUGCUAUUUCAGGUGGGAUCUAUAUACUUACCACAGUGCUUUUGAUAAUGUAACAAGAAUUCCUGCGCCUCCUCGGCCUCCAACUCAUGCAAAGGAGAGCUGCAUAACAAAUAAAAAAGGAAGAAGUACAAUUGCAAUAUUUGUGGUUCUUACUUUCAUUAAUCUUUUGGUGUUUAUUGGCUUCGUUAAAGUCUUUGCAAGGAGGGGAAAAUAUAAAAGUGUUGGUGGUGCAGAGUACUCUGAUUCUGAUGGUCAAUUCAUGUUACGGUUUGAUCUUGGUAUGAUCUUAAAGGCAACCAAUGACUUCUCUUCUGAAAAUACUAUUGGACAAGGUGGAUUUGGUACUGUCUAUAAGGGGACAUUCCCAAACGGGCAAGAGGUAGCGGUCAAGAGAUUAGCAAAAGGUUCAGGACAAGGAGAUAUAGAGUUCAAGAAUGAGGUUUCACUCUUGACAAGACUCCAACAUAAGAAUCUGGUUAAGCUUCUUGGGUUCUGCAACGAGAGAGAUGAAGAGAUUCUUGUCUACGAGUUUGUCCCAAAUUCAAGCCUUGAUAACUUUAUCUUCGAUGAAGAGAAGCGUUCACUUCUUACAUGGGAGACGAGGUUCAGAAUUAUAGAAGGCAUUGCUCGAGGUCUUCUUUAUCUUCAUGAGGAUUCUCAGCUGAAGAUUAUUCACAGAGACUUGAAGGCGAGCAACAUACUUUUAGAUGCUGAGAUGAAUCCUAAAGUUGCAGAUUUUGGAACAGCGAGGUUGUUUGACACUGACGUGACUCGUGCUGAAACAAAACGAAUAGCUGGAACCCGUGGAUAUAUGGCUCCUGAGUACCUGAAUCACGGAGAAAUCUCAGCUAAAUCUGACGUUUAUAGCUUCGGUGUCAUGCUUCUAGAGAUGAUUAGUGGUGAAAGAAACAAGACCUCUAAAGGAGAAGGACUUGCAGCUUUUGCAUGGAAGAGAUGGGUUGACGGCAAGCCUGAGGUUAUAAUUGAUCCUUUCUUGAUAGAGAAUCCAAGAAACGAGAUCAUCAAGUUGAUCCAGAUUGGUUUGUUGUGCGUUCAAGAGAAUGCAGCAAAGAGACCAACCAUGAGCACGGUGAUCAUUUGGCUUGGCAGUGAUACUAUCAUCAUUCCUUUACCUAAUGCUCCUGCUUUCACUGGAAGUCAGUCCCAAUCAGAAAGUGGUACAACGUCAAUGAGUGGUGAUGUCUUUACGGAGUUGAGUUGUCGUUGAGUUAUAAAUCAUUUGAUCAUCAAAAUAUUGUUUUCGAAAGCAAACUUACAAAAAACCUUCUUCAGGGAACCUUUCAUUGUAUCAAUUUGGUGUUUAGAUAUUUUUGUCCUUUUGGCAAAUAGUAAAUUAAUGUACGGAUUCUCAUAAAUUUUUAGCUCUAAGCUCAAUAUGUUCAUUUUUUGCUCUGCUUCUCAUUUUGAAAACUAAAAUCUUGUUAGUAAUGAUAACUUACGUUACCAUAUUAUGCAUCUCUUUGACAAUAAUGGUACAUCAGUUCUUUACUUUUUAUCUAAACGCAUAAAUUGUUACAUUAAACAUAGAGACUAGAGUUGAAAUCAUAUGGGAUGGACCUCUCCCUGGAUAUGUAUAAGCCUAGGGACACAUAGUCUUCUACUCAUAAAAAAUGAGAAAGUGGAUACGCUAUAAAAUUUGUUAAUUCGAACACAACAAAACAGAUUACGAACAUAACAAUAAUUCAAAAUAAAUAUUACUUCUACGGUCACUUCAAGUGAAGAGUCUUGGUCUUUGAUUUGAUACUUUCACGCUUCUUUCUUCAAUAGUUAGGUAUAUUUAAUUCUUAUAAAUAAUGGAUUCUAAGAACUUUGUACUACUCUUCUUACUUGGCCACCGUUGCCAGUUACGACCAAAGACUAAUAAGAUUUCUAAUUUGCUACUUGACUUAUAAAUAAAAACUACAUUGCAACGUACUCGCUGGAGAUAAAAUCUUUCGCAAAUUGUUUGACAGUUGUGAGUACACAAGUCUCUCGCAAAAUGCGUUAGAUUUGCGAGGAACUUAUUCCCUUGCAACUUGCGUGGAAAUUGCGAGGAAAAUUUCCCUCAUAAAAUUUGUGAUGUUCUCCAAUUUGCAAGACGCGAUUUGCGAGGAAUCGGUGUGUCUUGCAAAUCUCUUACGAUUGUCGAUUUGCGAGGGAAUU
This is a messenger RNA of Camelina sativa (false flax), 2929 nucleotides long. RefSeq names its product cysteine-rich receptor-like protein kinase 40. Gene Ontology annotation, molecular function: protein serine/threonine kinase activity; ATP binding. Gene Ontology annotation, biological process: protein phosphorylation. The record is from RefSeq and is a predicted model, not a curated record. NCBI's taxonomy places the organism in Eukaryota, Viridiplantae, Streptophyta, Magnoliopsida, Brassicales, Brassicaceae. Gene Ontology annotation, cellular component: plasma membrane.